UAACUAUAGUAUAAUACUAUAACUAUAGUAUAUAACUAUAACUAUAGUAUAUAACUAUAAACAUAUAACUAUAGUAUAUAACUAUAAACAUAUAACUAUAGUAUAUAACUAGAGAAUAUAACUAACAAGUAGAGUAUAUAACUAACACUAUAAGUAUCUAUAUUUAUUUGCAGCAAUUGUGCCUUAUGUACUGCGGCAUGGUGGCCAUCUGCAACCUACGCGAAGUAUACGCGUCCAACAUGAUUUCAAAUCCAUUAACUACUACUGGUAGCAAUAAAGAAGUAAUAUACAACCACAGUACAAGUGAUGUCACAAAUUAAACGUCAUAAUGACACACAGGCACAUUCGUUGCCUGCUGCUUCACAAACAAUUUCAUCGCAAAUUGAACUAACUCCAUCACAAGAACAAUUAUUAAAAAAAGUUAAAAGACCUAAUGGAGGAGAAGAACCAUCAGAAUUUGAAAGAGAACUUUUAAAUAUGACUCUGACAGCAAAGGAAGUAGGCCUGGAAGAAGAUCAAGAAUGGUCCCGUCCUAAAUUAUCACCUGAUUUCAAUUCACAAACUUUUGAUAUUAGUUUCCAACAAUUAGAUGCUGAAGAAUAUUAUAGUGGAGAUAAUACUUAUGCAAGAUUUUUUGGAGUAACUGAUCAAGGUCAUUCAGUACUUUGUAAUGUAACAGGAUUUAUUCAUUAUUUUUAUGUACCUGUUCCUAAAGGAUUUAUUCAAAAUCAACAUUUAAUUCGAUUUAUAAAUUAUUUAAAAUCAACUUAUGAUGGAGUUAAUGAUGUAGAAAUUCUGUUAAAGGAAUCAAUUUGGGGAUUUAAUAAUAAUAUUAAAACUCAAUUUCUUCGAAUUUAUGUUAAUAAUAGUAAAAAUAUUACUAAAGUAAGAUCAGCAUUUGAAAGAGGUGAUAUUCAUUUUGAAAAUUUAUUCCCUCCUCAAAAUGUAUCAUUUGAUAAUAUUAAUUAUGUAUUAAGAUUAAUGAUAGAUUGUAAAAUUACUGGAAUGUCUUGGAUUACUUUACCAAAGGGGAAAUAUUCAUUAAUUGAAGAAGAUUCUCGAAUUUCAACUUGUCAAAUUGAAUGUUGUAUAAAUUAUAAAGAUUUAAUUUCUCAUGCUUCAGAAGGUGAAUGGUUAAAAAUGGCUCCACUUCGAAUUCUUUCAUUUGAUAUUGAAUGUGCUGGUAGAAAGGGGAUUUUCCCAGAACCAGAACAUGAUUCAGUUAUUCAAAUUGCUAAUGUUGUACUGAAAUAUGGAGAUUCAAGACCUUUUAUUAGAAAUGUAUUUACAGUAAAUACAUGUUCUUCAAUUAUUGGAUCUCAAAUUUUUGAACAUGAAAAGGAAGCAGAAAUGCUUAUGCAUUGGCGUGAUUUUGUAGUUCAAGUAGAUGCUGAUGUAAUCAUUGGUUAUAAUACUGCUAAUUUUGAUAUACCUUAUCUUCUUGAUAGAGCAAAAGCUUUAGGAGUUAAUAAAUUUCCUUAUUUUGGUAGAUUAAAAACUAUUAAACAAGAAGUUAAAGAUUCAACAUUUAGUUCCAGAGCUUAUGGUACAAGAGAAAAUAAAGUAGUUAAUAUAGAUGGAAGAAUGCAAUUAGAUUUAUUACAAUUUGUUCAAAGAGAAUAUAAACUUAGAUCUUAUACAUUGAAUUCUGUAUCAGCUCAUUUCUUAGGUGAACAAAAGGAAGAUGUUCAACAUUCAAUUAUUACUGAUUUACAAAAUGGUACUAAAGAAACUAGAAGAAGAUUGGCAGUCUAUUGUUUAAAAGAUGCUUAUUUACCAUUAAGAUUAUUAGAUAAAUUAAUGUGUUUAGUUAAUUAUACUGAAAUGGCCAGAGUUACAGGAGUUCCAUUUUCUUAUUUACUUUCAAGAGGUCAACAAAUUAAAGUUAUUUCUCAAUUAUUUAGAAAAUGCUUACAAGAAGAUAUUGUAAUUCCUAAUAUGAGAAGUGAAGGUACAAAUGAAGAAUAUGAAGGUGCAACAGUUAUUGAACCAAGUAGAGGUUAUUAUGAUGUACCUAUUGCAACUUUGGAUUUUAGUUCUUUAUAUCCUUCUAUUAUGAUGGCUCAUAAUUUAUGUUAUACAACUUUACUUAAUAAGCAAUCAAUAACUGCAUUUAAUUUAACUGAAGAUGAUUAUACUAAGACUCCAAAUGGUGAUUAUUUUGUAAAAGAUACUAAAAGACAAGGGAUUUUACCAACAAUUUUAAAUGAAUUACUUACUGCCAGAAAGAAAGCUAAAGCAGAUUUGAAAAAGGAAACUGAUCCAUUUAAAAGAGAUGUUCUUAAUGGUAGACAAUUAGCUUUAAAGAUUUCUGCUAAUUCAGUUUAUGGAUUUACUGGAGCAACCAUUGGGAAAUUACCUUGCUUACAAAUUUCUUCAUCAGUUACUGCCUUUGGUAGAGAAAUGAUUGAAAAAACUAAAAAUGAAGUUCAAGAAUUUUAUUCAAAAAAGAAUGGUCACCCAUAUGAUGCUCAAGUUAUUUAUGGUGAUACUGAUUCAGUUAUGGUAAAAUUUGGUUAUCAAGAUCUUGAAACUUGUAUGAAAUUAGGUGAAGAAGCUGCUAAUUAUGUCUCGACUAAAUUUAAAAAACCCAUUAAAUUAGAAUUCGAGAAGGUUUAUUUCCCAUAUUUGUUAAUCAAUAAAAAGAGAUAUGCCGGUUUAUAUUGGACUAGAACUGAUAAAUUUGAUAAGAUGGAUACUAAAGGUAUUGAAACUGUUAGAAGAGAUAAUUGUAGAUUGGUUCAAAAUGUUAUUACUAAAGUAUUGGAAUUUAUUUUAGAAGAAAGAGAUGUGGAUAAAGCAUGUCGAUUUGUUAAACAAACAAUUGCUGAUUUAUUACAAAAUAGAGUUGAUUUAUCACAAUUAGUCAUUACCAAAGCUUAUUCUAAACAUGAUUAUGCUGGUAAACAAGCCCAUGUGGAAUUAGCAGAAAGAAUGAAAAAGAGAGAUGCUGGAUCUGCUCCAGCUCUUGGAGAUCGUGUAGCAUAUGUUAUUAUUAAUUCAGGAAGUGAUAAAGCUUAUGAAAAAUCAGAAGAUCCUUUAUAUGUAUUAGAGAAUUCUUUACCAAUUGAUGUUAAAUAUUAUCUUGAAAAUCAAUUAACUAAACCAUUGGAAAGAAUUUUCGUACCAAUUUUAGGAGAAAGUAAAACUAAAGAAUUAUUGGCAGGAGCUCAUACAAGAACUAUCAAACUUUCAGCACCAAAGACUGGAGGUCUUAUGAGAUUUGCUAAGAAAACAGAAGUAUGUGUAUAUUGUAAAACUCCAUUAAAAGAUGAUAAUCAUGGAGCUUUAUGUCCAAAUUGUAUACGAGAAGGUAGAGGUCCUGAAUUAUAUGGUAAUGCAUUAUCUCAAAUGAAUUAUUUAGAAAAUAAAUUUUCAAGAUUAUGGACUGAAUGUCAAAGAUGUCAAGGUUCAUUACAUCAAGAAGUUCUUUGUUCAAAUAAAGAUUGUCCAAUAUUUUAUAUGAGAAAGAAAUCUCAAAAGGAUGUCUAUCAACAAUCUUUAGAGUUAGUAAGAUGGGAUAAAACAACAUGGUAAUUUCAUAUAUAUUAAAUGUACAUUAUUUUUCUAUUAUUAUUUGUAUAUUAUAAUUUAUAUUAUAGUAGUUAUA
Messenger RNA from Scheffersomyces amazonensis, 3610 nucleotides. It is a transcript of the gene POL3, whose product is annotated as DNA-directed DNA polymerase delta. Lineage: Eukaryota; Fungi; Ascomycota; Pichiomycetes; Serinales; Debaryomycetaceae. Gene Ontology annotation, biological process: DNA replication proofreading; nucleotide-excision repair, DNA gap filling; base-excision repair, gap-filling. The record is from RefSeq and is a predicted model, not a curated record. Gene Ontology annotation, molecular function: nucleotide binding; DNA-directed DNA polymerase activity; 3'-5'-DNA exonuclease activity. Gene Ontology annotation, cellular component: delta DNA polymerase complex. Bases 307 to 3537 code for a protein of 1076 amino acids. The transcript has a single exon.